AUGAUAUAUCCAAUUCUCCUUUCAGUACUCACCCCACACGCGGUUACCAUUUUGAUUGCAGUAGCGCCACGUGCGUAUUGCGAUUCUUCUGCAACAUUACACAAUCACAUGUUUGCAACAAGCAAUGUAAAUUUCCCAAUGUCGAUUCUUCCGACAGUCUAUCUACCUAAUAGUACGACUCUGUUUCCUCCAAUAGCAAUUCAUAGGCCCAUGGCCGAGUCUCUAGAGCCGUUAGAAAUGUUGAGUGACGAAUCCCCUGUCAUUCCUUUUACCAAUUCCAGCAGUUCUUCAUCGGGGACGUCGACUUAUUUUGCGUUUGUUAUUAAUCCUUUGCCUCCUAGUAAGCGCUCUGAGGUUACAGGCCAUGAUGAACGGGCUGGAAAUAGUGAAAUACCAGGUAGCGAGUUCAAUGACGAUGAUAAAUGCCCCGACAGCCUAUCUGACCGUUUGUCCAAGUGA
Botrytis porri is the source of this 459-nucleotide messenger RNA. RefSeq lists its product as uncharacterized. Bases 1 to 459 code for a protein of 152 amino acids. The transcript is spliced from 2 exons. Lineage: Eukaryota; Fungi; Ascomycota; Leotiomycetes; Helotiales; Sclerotiniaceae. The record is from RefSeq and is a predicted model, not a curated record.